AUGUCCAAAAAAGAUUCAAAGGUCUUGGAGGAUGAGAACUCCAGCACGGCGCAAUCAGAAGACAGUAAUACUUAUUACAAUACCUGGAAGCAAUAUGUGGAAGUAGCGGUUUGUGGUACCGCUCUUUUAUCAGAUGGGUAUUGUAUGAGUAGUAUUGGUACUGUCUUGACUAUCCUAAAAAAGUUAUACCCAAAAGAAAUAAAAGCACAUCAUACGAUAAAAAAAAUUAGUAUGAUUGCAUAUGUUGGCACGAUUGUCGGGCAACUUCUGUUUGGUGUCUUCUCGGAUGCGCUUGGAAGAAAGGCUGGCAUGGUUGCGUCUUCCGCGUUUUUAGUUGUUGCUACAGCUUUAUGUACGGGUGCCUAUGGUUAUCAUGGAAGUAUUAGUGGUAUGAUGCAAGCUUUAAUAGCUUAUCGAUUCUUUUUGGGAAUCGGCAUUGGCGCUGAAUUUGUUUGUGGUUCAAUUUCGGCUUCUGAAAGCUCUACAGAAAUCCGUUCCGGUCUUCGCCAUGCAUUGUUUGUUAUUGUAACUGAUACUGCUACUUGUAUUGGACACAUUUUAGGCGCCUUGAUUCCUUACAUCUGGGCUUGCAUAUUUGGGGACAAACACCUUAGAAUUGUAUGGCGUCUUUCAAUAGGCUGUGGAAUUGUCAUCCCUAUUUUUUUUCUGAUUUUACGAAUUCGCAUGAAAGAAAUUAAGACUUACGUUUCUCACAGAGUUUCUGUAAGAAGGAUACCUUGGAUUCUUGCAAUUAGGAUGUAUGGGAUACGGUUGGUUUUAUUAUCCAUGAUCUGGUUUGCGAAUGGUUUAAUUAUCUCUGCUUUUUCUCUUUACUCAAGCACUAUCAUCAAAGGAGUAAUAUUACCAAAAGAUGCUUCUAUGGCUCGAAUCUUUGGAUGGACUGUACUGACUCAGUCAUUCAGUUUACCAGGAUCACUCAUGGGAGCUUAUUUCAGCGAUGUGAUUGGACCCAAACUUUUGGCAUCCAAAACUUCGCCUACUGCUAUCCGUGGGCUCUACUGCGGGAUUGCAGUGACUGUUGGAAGACUUGGAUCUAUAGUUGGUAUAUACGUGUUUGGUGGGGAUCAGUUGCAAAGGUACUUUUACGCAGCCAGUGGGAUAGCUAUUUUCAUAGUUUUCAUUUCUUGCUUCCUUCCAAAUGUGGACCAGUCUUGCGUAGGAUUAGAAGAUGACCGAUUCUUCGAGGCUUGCAGAGUUGAAGGGGUUCAUCCCGAUUUACGAAAGAAUAUUGAUUAUGCGAAUUAA
This is a messenger RNA of Schizosaccharomyces octosporus yFS286, 1266 nucleotides long. Its product is annotated as glycerophosphodiester transporter. The transcript is spliced from 3 exons. The record is from RefSeq and is a predicted model, not a curated record. Gene Ontology annotation, cellular component: plasma membrane. Lineage: Eukaryota; Fungi; Ascomycota; Schizosaccharomycetes; Schizosaccharomycetales; Schizosaccharomycetaceae. Bases 1 to 1266 code for a protein of 421 amino acids. Gene Ontology annotation, biological process: transmembrane transport; carboxylic acid transport. Gene Ontology annotation, molecular function: carboxylic acid transmembrane transporter activity.